Messenger RNA from Guyanagaster necrorhizus, 548 nucleotides. RefSeq lists its product as uncharacterized. Lineage: Eukaryota; Fungi; Basidiomycota; Agaricomycetes; Agaricales; Physalacriaceae. Gene Ontology annotation, molecular function: DNA binding. The record is from RefSeq and is a predicted model, not a curated record. The transcript is spliced from 3 exons. Bases 245 to 484 code for a protein of 79 amino acids.
CAACGCUGGCCCGUAUCGAUUCUCAUGAUCCAUUCUUACAACAAAUUCAACCCAGCUGGCUGGUACUCGUCUCUGUCCACUCACCAUCCCGGUAACUUGCGCAAGUUCUAGAUCCGAGUUCUCUACCCGGUCACGCCCCCCCAGGCCAUCGAUAAGCAAUCACACGUUCACCCAUCAGAUUCACUCGACCUAGGCUAUUUAAAUCCUCCCCAUCAUCGCUCUCAGUCUCUCACCAGUACAGACCAUGGCUCCCAACCCCCAGUGUGCCGCUCUCGCUGCUGCAAAGGACAAGAAGGGCAUCUCCUACGCCGCUAUCGCCUCACAGAUCGGUGACUCGGAGCAGCGCGUUAUCGACAUCUGCACUGGCAAAGUCAAAGCGACAUCUUCUGAAUUCAGCGCCAUCGCGCGGGUGCUUGGCAUUUCGUCUUCCAGCGUGCGUUGUUCUUCUCCUUCUCCGUUAGCAUCCCCAUCUGACGGUCUGUAGGCCCCGCACGAUGGUGCCCAUGCUACCUCCGGAUGAACCUGCGGCCGUAUAUCUGCAUCACUAC